AUGUCUGACUGUUUCAACUCAAGCAUCGUUUUCUGCCCUGCACAAGUUGACCCGAUAGCCUCGGAUAUCCACACACCAAAACGACUGAAACAUGAGGCGGUCUGGUGCAGCACAUUCAGUUGCCUGAGAACAUCACAAACGAGAGAUUCAGCUGGGUUCCAGGUGAUUCUCUCGCAAAACCAAAUUAGUUUGCAAAUGAGUGUAUAUUCGCUGAGAAUCAAUUCUAUCUGA
Molecule: messenger RNA, 231 nt
Organism: Opisthorchis viverrini
Lineage: Eukaryota; Metazoa; Platyhelminthes; Trematoda; Opisthorchiida; Opisthorchiidae
Exons: 2
Coding region: 1-231 (76 amino acids)
Source: RefSeq, a predicted model, not a curated record